AAAGAGAACUGGCCGUAUUGCUUUUACUUGUAGUAUAGUUGCUUGGUGCUGUGGGGUCCUGCGUGUGGCUGCCGGCUGGUAAUCUUGGGCUCACCAAUCCCACUUGGCUGGGUCCUCCCCCAAAGGGCCCAACAGAACCUGCUGAAGAUCCGUUCAUGGUGGCCACGUCUCCUCUCCUCGUGCCACGCAGAUUUCUGUUCUACGUCCUGAGCAACACUUACCUGCAUAUGGGAGACAUGAGCUCGAAAACCCAACUCCCCAGCAAAGAAGGGGCCCUGCCCGGCAGGUCUGAGAAGAUGAGGGUCUCUGCUAAACAUCAUGUCAGUGGCAAUUCCAUGGUUGAACCUUUCCCCGAGGGAACACAAAUGGCAAUAUUUGGUAUGGGCUGCUUUUGGGGAGCAGAGAGAAAGUUCUGGAGACAAAAAGGAGUCUUCUCUACCCAAGUUGGCUAUUCCGGAGGUUACACAACCAACCCGCUGUAUGAAGAAGUCUGCUCGGGACGGACGGGACAUGCAGAAGUUGUUCGAGUCGUCUAUGAGCCGGGAACCAUCAGCUUCGAGAAAUUGCUCAAGGUCUUUUGGGAGAAUCAUGACCCGACACAAGGAAUGCGCCAAGGCAACGAUGUGGGCACCAUGUACCGCUCUGCCAUCUACACCUACACUAUGGAGCAGGCGGAGGCAGCUUUGAAGUCCAGAGAAGAUUUCCAAAAGGUAAGGCUUUAUUGCAGAACACACAUGGCUGAACCUGCCAUAUUGAAUGAUAUCGUGUCAGGCUCCCAGGCAGCUCUUUCCCUAAAUAAAAUCAGCAGCGAGUUUUAUCAUGCUCCGCUCUCUCUCUCAUUUCCUCUCCAUAUGGGUAAAUGUGGCAUUAAGGGAGCAAGUGCAUAAAUUUAGUGGAAGGUG
This is a messenger RNA of Xenopus tropicalis (tropical clawed frog), 902 nucleotides long. RefSeq names its product methionine sulfoxide reductase A, gene 1 (gene msra). Lineage: Eukaryota; Metazoa; Chordata; Amphibia; Anura; Pipidae. Gene Ontology annotation, molecular function: peptide-methionine (S)-S-oxide reductase activity; L-methionine (S)-S-oxide reductase activity. The record is from RefSeq and is a predicted model, not a curated record. The coding region runs from base 156 to 887 and encodes 243 amino acids. The transcript has 6 exons.